ACCAAGCCCCUCGCCAGCACGGUCCGACAACAGUCGAGCUUUAGCCUGCUCAGCGAGAGGUUCGAAGCGACCGGAGCUCAACCCAAGUUUGAUACUUGGGACUUUUGAUUAUUCGACCGUCACUCUGUAGUACAACACUUGUACACGUUGAGCAGCUCAAGUGUUUUUUGCGCCCCUAUCAUAUCGGAGCCAAAAAAGUCGCGGCAGUGCAGUGUAGCGACCACAAGCCCCGGUGCAGUGUGAUAUAUUAAGCUGUACCCCUCAGCUCAAUCACUCAGUAUUGAUUCGUGAGGGUCCCUCUACCUCCAGCUCGAGAGUCGGUCACCUAGUGCCCACAAUGGUCACAGGAGUCAACGCCAGUAUGCCGACCGGAGGUGUCACGGUUGGCGCCACGCCGCCAGCGCAGUCCGUGCCCCAAGAGGCCGUGCAACCACCCGUGCCACAGACCACCGUAACUGUCACCGCCAAUGCCACAACUGUGGCAGCAACGGCACCUGUGACGACAACGACGACGACGACCCCGGCCGGGUCGCCAGUGCCCGCACAGGCAACAGCCCCCGCGCCCAGGCGGUCCAGCGAAAAUCGACGAAGCAACAAGCCAAUCAUGGAAAAAAAACGCAGACAGAGAAUCAACAACUGCCUAAACGACCUCAAGGCACUUCUCCUCGACGCAAUGAAAAAAGACCCAGCGAGACACUCGAAGCUCGAGAAAGCCGACAUCCUCGAAAUGACGGUCAAACACUUUGAGACCCUCCAGCGCCAGCAAACCGCGUUAGCGUCGGCCACGGACCCGAACGUGCUCAACAAAUUCCGUGCCGGUUUUUCGGAGUGCGCUAGCGAAGUCGGCAGGUUCCCCGGCCUCGACGCGGCUGCCAAGAGGCGCCUCCUCGCACACCUCGCCAGCUGCAUGGCCGCGGCCGACAGCAACGCCGGCGUCCAGACGAGCGUCCAACAGGCAGCCCAGAACGCCGCGACCACGACGACCCAGCUGCAGGUGCACAUCCUGCCGCAAGUCGACGCCUCCGGUAUCCAAGUGCAACAGUCCAACGGCAUCGUGUACAUGAACGCCAACGGGACGGCCCUUCAGCUCGUGCCCACGCGGCUCUCCAACGGCAACAUUGCCCUGGUCGCCGCUGGAGCCAAGGCCCCGUCGAGCAUCCUCAGCCCGGUGUCGUCACCGUCGAGCUCGCCGGUCCCAUCGUCGCCCCUGCCCACUCUCAUACCGAUCCCGCAAAGAACCGCCAGCACCGCCUCGGCCUCCUCGUCGAGUUCCUCCACCAGCUCGACCUCGACCUCCGCCGCGAGCCCCGUUGCCUUCGAGGCGCCGCCCUCGAACUACCGUGAACAGUCGCAGUCCCCGAUCUCUUACACCAGAGACGCCGCGACUUCGCCCGCCAGUGGCUACACCAGUGAUCCCGAGUUCGACCCCCGCGUCUACAGUCCGCCUCUACAGAAGCCCCUCAGUCUCGUCAUGAGGAAGAGCGUGAUCAAGGAGUCGAUCGACGAGAAAUGCUGGAGGCCUUGGUAAUUAACCCUGGUUGCCGUAACCGGCUCAGCGGAGGAGGAAAGCGCAUUGUGAUCACCUGCCUCGCGGCGGGGCAAAACAUAUUAUAUGAUGAUGUUGUUGUUGUGUUGUUGUUUUUUUUUUAUUUUUUUUUUUUUUUGUUAUACAUACUUUUACUUUUACCGGACGUGAUAUCAAGACUUGGGGACAGUGCGAAAGAAGAAGAAGAAGAAGAAGCUAUGGUGAUCGUUUUUCGUGAAUAGAGAAUUCAAGAGACGGCAGAUACUAAUUCGGGCGUUGUUCCUUUCGUUGACUAUUUUUUUUUUUUUUUAAUUAUCAUUAUAUAGAGUGUAUAAAAUGCGUUGAUGACUAAAGAAAGGAGGUGAAGUGAUGUGCGAGAGAGGCCGAGGAGACGUUUUUAGUUUUUAAGAUUUCUUGCUUCGUUUUUCCUUCGACUUCCGCGAUCUCCGGCCAGUAGCCCCGUGCGGCAGUGCCUUAUGAAGUGCCUUGUAAAUAUAUUAUAUGACUGGAAAAAUAAAGAAAAAUUAAAACUCGAAAAGAGGGAAAACUUUGUGUAAAAUGUAAAAAAAGCAACGGGGAAUUUACUCGAUCCCUAGCCGUGAUAUGUAACGUCGACUUGUGUACUUUUUCUCGCAACUCUCGGCACGUUUCAUUCUUUCUUUUUCUUGUAAAUACUUGUAACGAUAUUAUUUUUAUGAUGAUAAUUAUUAUGAUUUUAUUAUUAUUAUUUUUUAUUAAGUGCCUUACGCAACAAGAAUCACCGACGUCUUCCAAUUCUGUUUUUCUUGAAUUUAAUGUACUAUAUUUUAAUGAGAUGCGUAUCACCAUGUCAUAUGACAAAUCUCAAUCAUCAACGAAAUGGGCGUUUUGUAAACUAAAAAAAAAAAAAAAAAAAACGUUCAUUUUGUCGAGUCGCAUUAUAUCAAGUGUAAAAAUGCAAUUACGGUAUGAAUGAGAUGUAUGCUGCAUGUUUACAGAAGAUUACUAUUAUUUAUAUUCAUGCGUAUGAAGAAAAUUUGUAUUAUAUGUCUAUUAUCGAUUAAUAGAGAAAAGAUAACGCUUAUUACAAUAUAAAAUAUCAAAAUAAAUAUUGAUCUCCAAAUAUA
Copidosoma floridanum is the source of this 2631-nucleotide messenger RNA. It is a transcript of the gene hry, whose product is annotated as bHLH transcriptional repressor hairy. Gene Ontology annotation, molecular function: protein dimerization activity; DNA binding. The record is from RefSeq and is a predicted model, not a curated record. Gene Ontology annotation, biological process: regulation of DNA-templated transcription. NCBI's taxonomy places the organism in Eukaryota, Metazoa, Arthropoda, Insecta, Hymenoptera, Encyrtidae.